GGAUGGCUCUGCGCUCUCUGUCGCUCCUGGUGUUGGUGGGGGUCGCCCUGCGGGAGAGCUGCCUCGGCGCCUCCUCACACUCCCUGAAGUAUUUCUACUCCUCCAUCUCAGAGCCCAGUCAGGGGCUGCCCCAUUUUGUCGCUAUGGGAUAUGUGGACGGUCAGGUCUUUGCUCACUACGACAGCAACAGCCGGAAGAUGCAGCCUCGAGUCUCCUGGAUCGGGAAGGUAGGGAUGGAGGACCCCCAAUACUGGGACAGAAACACCCAGAGAGAACGUAGCAAUGAGGAGACGUCCAGAGAAAACCUGGAGAUUGCGAGGACUCGCUACAAUCAGAGCGAAGGCGAGUGA
Molecule: messenger RNA, 350 nt
Organism: Protobothrops mucrosquamatus (brown spotted pit viper)
Lineage: Eukaryota; Metazoa; Chordata; Lepidosauria; Squamata; Viperidae
Product: HLA class I histocompatibility antigen, A-25 alpha chain-like
Exons: 2
Coding region: 3-350 (115 amino acids)
Biological process (GO): immune response
Cellular component (GO): external side of plasma membrane
Source: RefSeq, a predicted model, not a curated record